UUGUUGUGCUUCAGCUUCAACAUAAUGGCUCUGAUUGCGGAGUGCUGUCACAGCUGGACUGAUGCUGUACUGACUUGUUUGCAUGUUUAUCCACUCCUGUUUUUAUAUCUGGUUCCGCUCCCACAGACGACAGCUCUGUCAUUUUUCUUCACUAAGGAUCAUUCUCAAUGAGAUCCGAUUUUGGAUUUGUUGACAAAACGCUGUUCGCGAAGUUUAAGGCACUAAAACGAAGCACAACAGAGACAUGAAGUUUCCUUACCUCAGGAAACCAAAGAGCCUCGCUCCAUCUGAAGUCCACAGGCAGGUUGAACAAGUGGCUCCGAGCUUCUCCCGAGCAGCCGCACAGUUCAGCGCCAGACGCUCAGCGAAGCGAAGGAUCAGCGCCUCAUCCGCGUAAUUAUCUGCGUCUCUGCACGUGAACUCCGCGGGGACGAGCAGUCGCAGAUGCUUCUUCCUUCGUCGGACGUUUAUCGUUUGGGGAAAUUCCGCACGGUCCUUUCAUUGGAUUACACUGCAGGCUGACUGUGUUGCUUUUAUUUCAAUCUGGGAAAUAAAACGAAGACUUGAUGCGCAAAAGCGGCUUUUGUGGCGCGUAAAAGCCGCGCGUCCAUCAAUGACGGGCGCCGCGUUCGUUUCAGUGACACAGGGCAAGUUUUCCGAUGUUCCGACGAGCCUCCGUCGCGCGCAGGUCCACAUCUGGGAGAACGCCUUGGAUUAUCACAUGUACUAUCUGUGGCUUUGACGGAUGUCCAGUUUGGAGCGUGCGGCUCGUCUAAUUGUGGCGUAGGAGGCUUUUUGCGCAUUGUUGAUCUGUGGCGCGUGCGUUUCAGAAACAAUGUUUUUAUGCAACAUCAGCUCCAUAAAGGACUGGAGCUAUUUUCUGUCUCAGAUUUUACCUUUGAUGAAUAAAACUGCAGGGUUGGUGAACAUCGACAAAGCCGAGGCUGUGACGACCACCACGGUGACAGCGUUGCAGCCGGACCGCGCCAUGAGCGCGAGCCACCCUCCUCUGAACUCCAACCACACGUCGGGCAUGGAGCACGUCUUCCAGUACUCCUACUCGGAGGGCGACCUGCUGUACACGGACCACCGGACCCCCGCCCGGGACCCCAUCCCGCUGCCCAAGGCGGUGCUGUACCUGGUCAUGGCGGCGCUGGUGGUGGUGGCGGUGGCGUAUGCGAUAGUCGGACACCUGGUCAAGGAUGUGGUCAAUGACUUUGUGGGCGGAGGCAGGUCUAUGGCCGCUGAAGGUGACGGCGGUGAAGCCAACCAACCAGACUGGGUGUUUGGCUCUCGUCGCUCCAGCGACCGCAACAAGAGCGAGAUCAACUGCAUCAGCAGAAAUGUGAGCGAGAUGAGCGAGAGGCCGCGGCUGGUGGAGAUGAGCUCCGUCUCCCUGAACCACAGUAAAUGUGUGAGCGGCAGCAGAGCGGAGGCGACGGUGGUCACCGUGGACGAGACCCUGCAGCAGCAGCGCCCUCCAGACCCUCAGUCUGGGACCUAACGGGCCAAGCGGCGCCAAAGCUUUGGGUCCGCGUUGGAGUGGAUUUACAGGAAGCGAAGCUCCUUCCGCUGUUUCGUCGCACGCAGGGACGCUGCACCUGUGGAGUUGGUGUCGGAGGGAUUUUGAGCUGUGAACCUGUGCGGGAACGUCAUCGGCAUCAGACGCUGAUGCUUGUGUCUGAUUGGACUCUUCACUGUGGAGACGGAGAAACAGGGACGGACAUGUGCAGCUUUUACGUGGACUGUUUCUUCUAUUUCUUCCUCCUAAUUUAUGAGCCACGCGUUUAAGUGCUUUAAUGUGACGUCAUGACAAACAGGAUGUGGUCAGUCCAUUUAUGCCAUGACUGUUGCUCACUGAUUGUUGUGCUGUUGCAGCUACAGUCUAACACACUUCACCUUCAUUAGAUGAACACGUGAACAGUGGUUUUAUUUUCCGUGACGCUGUGAGACACCAGGUUUUUAUAACCUCAUCACAUUUCUAUGAACUAACACAGGUCAGCUGUAAAUGUCAACCUGCUCCUUUUUGUGCAACGAUGCUGUAAUUACUGGAAGCAAAAAACUCAAAAGUAAAACAGUUUUUGUAGUUCUGUGUUAAUAGCUUUAUGUAAACAAGUGCUACCCGAACAGCCCUGGUUACACCUUAAACACAAAAAUUGUCAAAGCCAUCGAUCCUAUGAGGCAAAAACAGUCAACUGUGUCACUUUCACUUUUUUAAGUUUUGCAAUAAUCGUUGUGGUAAAAGUGUUGUAACAUCACAUUUGUGGCCGAAGCUGUGACUGCUUGUCCAUCUGUGUAGUGUCUGAUUGCUUUGGACCUUUAUUACCUCACUGUUAAGGGCUACGUGCUGCUGCUGAUGAGUCUGUGACACUACACAGAAUCCUGCUGGCUCCUAAAUGCUCUGUGCAUGCUGUGGUUAGUACAACUCUCCCAAAGAAGUAAAAUCCCAAGUAGCCGAUAUUGUUCACGCCUGGACCUCAACAACUUCACAGGUUGUUCUUGUUCUGGAUUAAAACCAGGUUCACUUUACUGCUACAGCAGCAAUUUGUUCCAAAGUUCAGAAUCUAAAACUGCAAAAAAGAUCAUUUUUUUACCACCUUGUCGCUGUCGAUCACUGUUUUCCCUUCAACUCUUCUAAUAAAUAUUUAUGGUUAUUGUAA
This is a messenger RNA of Betta splendens (Siamese fighting fish), 2660 nucleotides long. RefSeq lists its product as uncharacterized. The record is from RefSeq and is a predicted model, not a curated record. Lineage: Eukaryota; Metazoa; Chordata; Actinopteri; Anabantiformes; Osphronemidae. Bases 836 to 1504 code for a protein of 222 amino acids. The transcript has 3 exons.